Molecule: messenger RNA, 9012 nt
Organism: Coregonus sp. 'balchen'
Lineage: Eukaryota; Metazoa; Chordata; Actinopteri; Salmoniformes; Salmonidae
Source: the annotation of a GenBank genome assembly
AUGCAAGGACGUCCAAGCAGGGAGGAAGGGACGGGAGGGGAGCGGACCCUGCCUGCUGCUGGAGACUGGCUGCAUCAUGCCGCACCCUGUGUCACUGUGACGUUUACUAAUGUUCUCAGGAUCUCUGAAAGCAUUCUGUACUUACACUCAGCUGCCUCAUGCGCUUUGUGCACUGAAAUGGUGGAGUAAGUUCCUGCCAGAGUUUGUUUGUUCUUUGUAGCCUAGUUUUUUGGAUGACCUGUUGAUAAUGACCUAUUCAGCCUAUGAAAUACCCAUUGGCCUAUUAGCCUAUUUAUUUAAUCAGAUCCAUACCAUGUGUUCUGAAAUGUGUGUUCUCUUAUGAUGGUAUUUGGAUUGGUAUUCAUUUGAGGUCUUUUUAAUCCAGGGUCUUGUCUCAUUAAAGCGUUGAUGUUUAUUUUAAGCAACAUGCUGGUAAAGGGCCAAAGAAACUCAACAAAAUGCAGAUUACUUGUUUCCCCCUGAGGUGUCUUCUUAAGAGACGUAGACUGCUCUCUAUCUGAUGAUAAAAUCAAUAGUUCAACAUCAGUGUUUGUAAGCCAAUUAGAGUAAGCAACAAAGGUAUGAGCCUAUGUGCCCCUUCUCUCCAUGCAAGAAACAUAGAAUGUGGCUGCGUUGCGAAUUCUAUCAGGAUAAAAAAGGGUAUUGACUGAGUAGCAUUCCAAAGACAAUAUUGAGUUCAAUACUGUGCUAUUUUCUUGAUCCUGUGUGUCAUCAGACUAUAUUUGGGCAUUAGGCUAGUCCAGGGGUGUCAAACAAAUUUUGCCCUGAGGGCCGCAUUUGGUCUUCAACGAGGUCUGGAGGGCUGCACUGAAAAUGUGUUAUUUCCUCACUGUCAAAAUGUACAAAAGAUAGUCAGUCCUCUGUCCAUUGUUUUUUUGAAUUUUCGAUACUCCCUGACUGGUAGCUUUAAUUUAGGUGAUUUAUUAGCGAGCUAGACACAGUCAAGAAACUGUAGAAAUGUACUAGGUUCAUUAUAAUUUCUACAUAGUUCCAAUUUGGUUUGAGUAAUUUUUUAAGUAUACUGAACAAAAAUAUAAACGCAACAUGUAAAGUGUUGGUCCCGUGUGUCAUGAAAUAAAUCCCAGAAAUGUUCCAUAUGCACAGAAAGCUUAUUUCCCUGUUAGUGGGCAUUUCUCCUUUGCCAAGAUAAUCCAUCCACCUAACAGGUGUGGCAUAUCAAGAAGCUGAUUAAACAGCAUCAUCAUUACACAGGUGCACCUUGUGCUGGGGACAAUUAAAGACCACUCUAAAUUGUGCAGUUUUGUCACACAACACAAUGCUACAGAUGUCGCAAGUUUUGAGGGAGCAUGCAAUUGGCUUGCUGACUGCAGGAAUGUCCAACAUAGCUGUUGCCAGAGAAUUUAAUGUUAAAUUGCCCAGUCAUGUGAAAUCCAUAGAUUAGGGCCUAAUGAAUGUACUAUAUUUCAAUUGACUGAUUUCUUUCUAUGAACUGUAACUCAGUAAAUUUUUUGAAAUUGUUGCAUGUUGCGUUUAUAUUUUUGUUCAGUAUAUAUUGAGUUAGCCUCCCCCCAAAAGUAAAAAAACAAAAGGCAAAGUAAAGCUGGAGCACAUCCCAGAUGUCUAUGGGUGAAAGGGGGAGCAUUUAGGCUAAGCGCUGAACCCCAGAUGGUACGGCUCUUGUUUUGAUGUCUGUCUGUCAUCUGUGUUUGCAGGCCUCUAGGGCUGGUGUGUGUCUGCUGCAUUGUCUGCCAUGGCGUCCCCCAACGGUACCCUGGAGAAUCAGCUGCACAGCGCCCAGAAGAACCUGCUCUUCCUCCAGCAGGACCAUGCCAAGACUCUGAAAGGUCUCCAUGCAGAGAUCCGCAGACUACAACAGCACUGCACAGGUGAACAUGCUGAACCUCAAACUGAACUUGAACUAGGUCCACUAGACCUAAAUACAUACACUUCACAGGGUUCGUACGGUCAUGAAAAUCCUGGAAAAGUAAUGGAAUUUUAAAAUGGUGUUUUCCAGGCCUCGAACAUUUUUGGAAAAUGAUAAAAUCCUAACAUUUUUGGAGAAGUAAUGGAAAUUAAUUUAUAUUAAUGUAAUUUAUUUAGGCAGAGUUUUUAAAAUAUUUUAUCAAUCAAAUAAAAAUCAACAUAUCAGCCAGAAUCGGAAUGACACUUUUGCGUGCAUCACCUGCAUAGUGCGAGACGAGUUGGCCGUUGCUUAAGGAGAGAGAGACAGUCGGACAUUGCAGCAACAGGUAGGCCUAUAAAAUAUGAUAGAGAACAGAUUAACUAGGUAGCCAAUUCAAAACAUAUCUUGUACCCUCUAGUUAACUGUUUAGCUAUUAUUAGCAUAUAUUAAUGUUUUUGUUAUGUCCCAAAAAACUUUCCACCGGCACUCGCGAAAAGGUCAUACAAUUAUUUUUGAUGAAACAAACAAUUCACUUCGCCAUUGUAUUAGUUGGGAAUCGGUUCAAUUGCAGUGAAUCAAAUCAUGCGACUCAAAUAAUUAUUUGUGAAUCGUGAACAUUAAAGUUUGGAAAAAAGAUCAGAUGUAGCCUUUAUUUUGGAUUAUGUGGCUUCAAAACUUGUUUUGUAGAUACUUCCAGUUGAUUUGAGCAUCCAAUGUAUGGGACAUUGGAACUCAAUAGAUGCUAGUCAGCCUGCAAAGUAAACACUUCUAAGGUAGCUAAGAUAAAUAUGGCUAAACUGGAAAAGGUACAUUUCCUGAAAAUGUGUGGGCUUGCUUCUUAUGAAUAAAAAGAUGUGUAGCCUACCAUAGCCAUUUGAUCUUUGAUAUAUUGAAUGAGCAACUUAUUUCAAAAGGCAUAAAACGUAUUUGGUUGUAAUUUUGCAAUGUUUUACAUCACGGGUGGUCAACCACCCUUCAGGAGAGCUAAUGGGUGUUGAGGUUUUUAUUAAGGUCCCCCUCUAACAAAUCACAUUUUAGAAUUGAGCUGCUCAACCGGACCUUGAUAAACUCUCUGAUGUGUUUGAGCAGGGCUUGAUCAAAAGCCUGCACACCCAGUAGCUCUCCAGACUGAGGGCUGAUCACAUGUGUUUUACACAGUUUCCUUACAGGUAUUCUACUUUGUGGGGGGUUAAGUGCCUUGCUCAAUGACAGAAGGUACAUGGGAUACAGCAUUACGCAUUCUUUUUUAUACGUAGAUAGAGACACCGCUAAUUGUUGGUCAAGGAGAAGUCAUGGAAAGUCCAUCUGUCAAAAACUGUAUGAACCCUGACUUCAUACUGUUACAGAAUAUGAAAACAUACUCGCUUAACCAAAGGAAAACAUUCUCAAAACCUGGAUUGCAAGCUCACUUGGUAGACUAUUACAUUCUGAGUCAUACAUGCUGAAUACUCAUUUACAGUUCUGCCUGAACAACAUGCACAGUCACAUUAGAUCACAGAACAGAAACUCUGCAAAGGUAAACAAGAUUAACCAUAAGUGAAGCAUGAUACCCUGAGCCACAAACCAGAGCGUACCACACCAGAGUGGCUAGCAAGGGCCGGGUCCAUUAAAGAGAAAAGGGUUCAAUUUGAAAAUUAUUUUCGGGAUGGAAAAACUUUUUCAGUGUAAACUUGAAUGACUAUAAACAAUGUAGAAAAGAAAAUGGACCUAUAUUAUUUUAAAUAAGGUCAUAUAUGACAACUAACAAUCACCUAAAUAAAAGCUAGACAGUCAGGGAGAAUCUAAAACUAAAAAAUUAGGCAUUGAUUUUUUUAUAUGUUUGAUAUUUGAGUCACUCAGCCAUAAGUCAUGGCAACAUGUGUAGAAUUUCAAGAAAUUAGCUUUAAAACUGCAACAUUUUCUCUCCGCCCCAUGGCAAAAUGUGUAGAUUUGAAGGAAAUUUGCUUUAAAAGCUAAAUGUUGUCUCUGUGGCCAACAGGAUGGCCUCAAAAAUGUUGGGUCGGCGACCGUGCCAUUGGCCACACCUACUGCCACGCCCUGGCCAUUCCCACCACCUAAGCCACAUUUUGAUCCAGAAAAAACCCUGGUCUCCACUAGAGCUGCUAGACAUGCUCUCUGAAUAGCAUGCUCCUUGAUGCCACCACAUCACUCCUGUCAGAGCUGAAGAUGUCACUUCCUAGUCUGACGGUGACAUUUGAUCCUCUUCUCUUUUCACAGACUUGACAUAUGAGCUGACAGUGAGAAGUUCCAAUCCAACAGGUAAGAUGUUUGACAAGCUUCCUUUCAUUGCGUGACCCCAGGUACACACACACGCAGGCAUCGGUUUCACACCUCACAUUCCGUGGCUAGAGCAAUUGGCCUGACUUUUUAAAUACUUAAUUAUUACAUAGUAAUAGCAUAGUUAUUGAGAGAUUACUACUUUUUUACUGGGGUGUGAUCCAGUCAGUGGGAAAUAGGGUUGGGGCAGGGGCAGUUAAUUUUCUCACGAUUUUUCUAGAUGUAUUUCUGUGGGAACCCUUUCUCUCUCUCUCUCUCUCUCUGUGUUUUGACUUGACUCUGCUGUCAUUGUGUAAGUAAUGUCGGCACUGGCAGUAUAGUACACUGUUAGACAGAGACAUGGAAUGAAGCCAUUGAUGUUUUACCACUUGUAGUUACUCUCUUUGACACUGAUUUAACUUUGAUUGGUAAACUUUAGAAAUUAAAUGGAUAUAUUUUCAGUGCCUUUGCAAACUAUCGUACUGGCAGUUAUAUUGUUAAUGAAAUGAUGUAGCCUAAGAAUCGCUCAACAUAUAGUUCAGUCUCUGCUUGCCUUCACACUUACUGUUUGAAAACAGUGGCAGUGCCCAUGAACAGCCCAGGUACUAAAACCUGCAAAGCUAUAAAUAAGACUUUCUGCAGCAGAACAGAACAGAGGCCUCUGUAUGUCUUAGCCCUGGGAAUGUUAGAGAGCAUAAGGCUGGUGCUGUAUCCUGGUAACACUCUCCCACCCAGGAAGCAGUGCGCUGCGGCCGGGACCCCCUGCUGUUCAGGGCACUGUCCUCCUUUCACUGUCAGCUCACUGUCAAGCUCACAGCACAGCCCCUCCCCCCACGUUACCAUGGACAUGUCACAGAAUCAAACAGAAGUCUAAAUUAAAUACACAGGAGAACUGACCAAGGGCAUGCAGUAGAACCACAGAGGUCUAACUCUGGGAUUUGACCACAUAGUAGACAGACUCAAAUAGGAAUUGAACAUGAAUCACAGGGGAUCUGUGGAAUGGGUAGAAAAUAUAGCAAUCAAUGUGAUGUUGUUAGAUAUUCAGUAUACAGCCAGUACUACAGAAACACUGUUAACAAUGGGCAGAGGCCAAAGCUCUGUCAGUAAACAGCCGUAACUAAGCCCUCACGCUGACCUUUCAGGACAUCAUUACGGUCCUGAUUAAGCAGCUGAAAUAGCUUUAUAUACUAGCCAGAGAACGGUGGGCUGAUACACAUACUUUGUAGCAUCCCUAGCCAACGACCUGAUCAAUGCUAAUGGGGUAAGGGGGAGGCGCGGUAGGAGCCGUGUUGAUGUGGUAAGGGGAGGAGGAAGAGCAAUGAUGAAGGUCAGAGCAGUGCUGUGCCCUUGCUAUCUACCAGAUCUGUAAUAUGAGACAGGAGCUCUUCUUUCUCUCUCUGCCCACUGCAGAUGAGUCUCUGUAGACCAUCCCUCUCCCCCACUCACUCACUUCAACUGACAGACUCAAUCCAUGGCCAGUGGAUGCACUUACACUAGAAGCACUAAAGUAGUCAUUUGGACUGCUCAUGAAUGUAAUUUUUGUAUUACUCUGCCAUUUUUAAAGUCAUGCCCCCCUCCUUCCUUGACAUUUCCUAAAUACAGUGCAUUAGGAAAGUAUUCAGACCCCUUGACUUUUUCUACAUUUAGUUACUUAUUCUAAAAUUAAUUAAAUUGUUUUUGUCCCCUCAUCAAUCUACACACAAUACCCCAUAAUGACAACGCAAAAACCGGUCGUUAGAAAUUGUUGCUAAUUUAUUUAAAUAUGACAUUUACAUAAGUAUUCAGACCCUUUACUCAGUACUUUGUUGAUGCACCUUUGGCAGCGAUUACAGCCUCAAGUCUUCUUGGGUAUGACGCUACAAGCUUGGCACACCUGUAUUUGGGGAGUUUCUCCCAUUCUUCUCUGCAGAUCCUCUCAAGCUCUGUCAGGUUGGAUGGGGAGCAUCGCUGCACAGCUAUUUUCAGGUCUCUCCAGAGAUAUUCGAUGGGGUUCAAGUCUGGGCUCUGGCUGGGCCACUCAAGGACAUUCAGAGACUUGUCCCGAACCCACUUCUGCGUUGUCUUGGCUGUGUGCUUAGGGUCGGUUUCCUGUUGGAAGGUGAACCUUCACCCCAGUCUGAGGUCCUGAGCGCUCUGGAGCAGGUUUUCAUCAAGGAUCUCUCUGUACUUUGUUCCGUUCAUCUUUCCUUCGAUCCUGACUAGUCUCCCAGUCUCUGCUGCUGAACAACAUCCCCACAGCAUGAUGCUGCCACCAAACGUGACACUUGGCAUUCAGGCCAAAGAGUUAAUCUUGGUUUCAUCAGACAAGAGAAUCUUGUUUCUCAUGGUCUGAGAGUCCUUUAGGUGCCUUUUGGCAAACUUCAAGCGGGCUGUCAUGUGCCUGUUACUGAGGAGUGGCUUCCGUCUGGCCACUCUACCAUAUAGGCCUGAUUUGGUGCAGUGCUACAGAGAUGGUUGUCCUUCUGGAAGGUUCUCCCAUCUCCACAGAUGAACUCUGGAGCUCUGUCAGAUUGAACAUCGGGUUCUUAGUCACCUCCCUGACCAAGGCCCUUCUCCCCCGAUUGCUCAGUUUGGCCGGGCAGCCAGCUCUAGGAAGAGUCUUGGUUGUUCCAUUUAAGAAUGAUGGAGGCCACUGUGUUCUUGGGGACCUUCAAUGCUGCAGAAAUGUUUUCGUACCUUUCCCCAGAUCUGUGCCUCGACACAAUCCUGUCUUGGAGCUCUACGGACAAUUCCUUCGACCUCAUGGCUUGGUUUUUUCUCUGACAUGCACUGUCAACUGUGGGACCUUAUAUAAUUGGAUUUACCACAGGUGGUCUCCAAUCAAGUUGUAAAAACAUCUCAAGGAUGAGCAAUGGAAACAGGAUGCACCUGAGCUCAAUUUCGAGUCUCAUAGCAAAGAGUCUGAAUACUUAUGUAAAUAAGGUUUUUCAGUUUUUUAUUUUGUAUACAUUUGCAAACAUUUCCAAAAACCUGUUUUAUAAAAAGAAGCUGUUACUGCGUUCCAACACAUGCUUUCUGUUUCAUAGUUGUAACAAACACACUUGAAUGUUGGUGUUUUUUGUUUUUACAUGUAGCCUACAGUAACAUAAACUAAUGAAAAUAAUAUACAGCUUUUCUAUUCUAACGUUACCUAAGACCUUUAUAAACACAACCAAAUUAUUAUUUUUGCGAUAGCAUAUAUGAAAUGUAUUGAUUUCACUGUUAGAAUGUUGCAGUCAGAUUGGCUGUUCAUUAGCUCGAAGGGGGUUCCUCGAGGCCCAGCAGUUCUAGUGUUAAAGUACCUAUACGCAAGUUGUGUGUGUGUGUGUGGGGGAGGGGUGGAGGGUUGGAUGCACAGUAUGUGUAGCCAUAUUUGGAAUUUGCAGUGUGUGUGUGUGUGUGUUAGGCCCAAUGAAGCAGUUUUUUAUCUCAAUAUCAUUUCUGGGUAACAAUUAUUUACCUUACUGGGAUUGUUUUAAAUUAAAAUGGUCAAAAAGAAACACACAUAGCUUCUUAGCAAAGAGCAAUUUUUCAAGCAAGAAUGUAUUUAUUUUUAGUGUCUGACAUGUACAUAUAUAGGAUGUUAAUUUGACCAGUUUCUCACAGCAGGAAAAUAAUCCUGCAGCAACAGGAAAUGUAAAUUAUUUUGUGGAUUAUAAUUAAUUGACAUUUAUGUAGGGGUUGCGACAUAUUUAGUUGGGGCAAAUCAAGUCUGACAUUUUUAAAUGGAAAUUACAAACUUUAGAAGCAGUUUUAAACCUUGAAUACACUACAAGUUUGCAUUUCCUGCUGUGCAGGACAUUUCCUGCAACAACAGGGUAAUCAAAUUAAGAUCCUAUAUCUGUACACAAGCCUACAGUAUGUUGACUGCAGAUGGCAGCCCUACCAGAGCAAAUAGCAAAACAGCCUUGUAUGUACUCCUGAUGGAAUAUUUUGAGAGGAAUGGACAAUGUUUUAUUGUGGAUCCAAAUGAAGUAGGCUACUGUAUGUGUGACUAUUUUGUGUGUUGCAACAGGGUGUAGAUGUCUGAUGGUUGUGUGAAUGUGCAUAUUUUAUCUUCAUAUAGAGGUCUAACAGUGUGAUUUGUUUGUGUGUGUGCAGACAGCAGCGAGGCGCGCUGCAGGGAGCUGCACAGUAAGUGUGAGGAGCUGGAGGCUCAGCUGAAGGUGAAGGAGGAGGAGAACACUGAGCUGCUGAGGGACCUGGAGCAGAAGAAUGCCAUGAUCUCUGUCCUGGAGAACACCAUCAAGGAAAGGGAGAAGAAGUACCUGGAGGAGCUCAAGAUGAAGAGCCACAAACUGGCUGUCCUGUCUGGAGAGCUGGAGCAGAGAGGCUGCACCAUCGCCUACCUCACCUCUCAGCUCCACGCCACCAAGAAAAAGCUCCUGGCAGGCAGUUCCUCCGAGGCCAGCCCCAACGUCAGCCCUGUGAGCUCCUACAAGCCCACCCCUCCCAAAGCCAAGGACAGGCAGCCUGGCCCUGAGACCCCUCGCCGUCGCAUGAAGAAGAGCCUGUCUCAGCCGCUGCACUCUGAGUUAACCGAGCUGUACCGGCUGGGUUCUGAUGGGAGGAGGAUGUUCCUACGGGAGGCGGUGGACGCCAUGCCCGAUCCCACCCCCUUUCUGCAGGCAGCUCGAGACACGCCUGAUCUGCAGAUGGUACGAGACCGGCCAGCCGUCAUCCCCCCCAUCGCCUGUGAUCGCUCUUCCAGCCCCCGCCACAGCCCGGCACGGGACCGCCAGCACCGAGCACACGUGGGCGUGGCACACCGCAUCCACCACAACACCCCUCCACUGGCGCCGUCUCAGCCAGAGGUGGAGAUACUGGCCGUGGACCAGGUCAAUGGGGACAAGGUGGUGAGGAAGCGAUCCGGGGCGGACAGAACAGUUUAA